Hydra vulgaris (swiftwater hydra) is the source of this 889-nucleotide messenger RNA. RefSeq names its product neurocalcin homolog. The record is from RefSeq and is a predicted model, not a curated record. Gene Ontology annotation, molecular function: calcium ion binding. NCBI's taxonomy places the organism in Eukaryota, Metazoa, Cnidaria, Hydrozoa, Anthoathecata, Hydridae.
GUUUCUAUUGAUUUUUUUUUUAAAACUAAAUUUUCGUUUUUUUUUAAACGAAUAUUUGCAAUGAAAUGUUUUAAGGCCUAUAUAUUUUGCAACUGCUUUUAAGGCUUCAUUUAUUUUGUAUUUUAUUACCAAUAACAAGAAUAUUGUAAUGGGUAAGACAAAUAGUAAGCUGAAGCCUGAAAUUAUUGCUGAUCUACGUGAAAGCACAGAGUUUACAGAAAGUGAACUGCAGGAAUGGUACCGAGGUUUUUUGAAAGAUUGUCCAGAUGGAACAUUAACAGUUGAAGAGUUCAAAAAAAUUUAUGGUAAUUUUUUUCCAUAUGGAGAUGCUGCUAAAUUUGCUGAGCAUGUUUUUCGUACAUUUGAUGCUAAUGGUGAUGGAAGGAUUGACUUUCGAGAAUUUAUUUGUGCACUUAGUGUUACAAGUCGAGGAACAUUAGAGCAAAAGUUAAAAUGGGCUUUUUCUAUGUAUGAUCUUGAUGCUAAUGGCUAUAUUUCUCGAGAAGAAAUGCUUGAAAUAGUUCGUGCAAUAUACAAAAUGGUUGGAAAUGUGGUAAAAAUGCCAGAAGAUGAAUCUACUCCAGAAAAACGAGUUGAUAAAAUUUUUAGACAGAUGGAUAAAAACACUGAUGGAAAAUUAUCCUUAGCUGAAUUUAUAGAGGGUGCUAAAAGUGAUCCGUCUAUAGUUAGGUUAUUACAAUGUGAUCCAGCUGGUAAUCGUUAGUUUCACAAUCCACAUUUUGUAAUUCCACAAUCUUACAAUUAGUUUUUCUCAAAGUCUAAUUUUUUUGUCUUGUAAACAUCACAGUUUAUAUUCUAUCAAACGUUGAAUAUUCGUUCGUUGUAAAUUAGAUCAAUUCUUAGUUUUUAUAGAGAUUGUUUCCAUAUA